GGGUGUAACAGACAGAAAAGUGGGAGAGAGAUGAGAAUGCAAACGAGAAAGUGGUUCUGGUUUGAGAAAGAUUGUCUGAUUUAAGAACUCGGUGCCUGAGUGAGCACUGAAUUUCUGUGCCCGUCUCUCUCCCCCUCUCAGUUUCCAGAAUUAAAUGCAGGAGGACAAACUAGAAAAGGACUAUAAACAAGACUUCAACUUUGAAAACAAAGCAAGAGAGAACAGAAGAAACUCUGAUAUGGCAAGGAGACAGAGGCCGAAGCAGAAUACCAUCAGGGGCACCCUUGAUUGGAGCUUUCCACAACCAUGUUCCUUUAACCUCAGUAAAUACCAUGGAGGACCACAGUGAGAGCUAAAGUUUCUUUCUGAUCUGGGUGAAUUGACAGUGUUUGGUCAACAACACAACAACUGAGUCUCAGCCAAAGUGGGGAGAAGCAGGAGAAUAAAGGAAUAAGAGAUGAGGGAAUCACAAUGCCGGGUCCUGUGCACAGCCAGGAAGUGUGGCCUUCUCAAAUGGUUUAGUUUAAAGGUGUGCAAGAGGAGUACUUUCCUCUUUGCUGUCUUAUGGUUCGGCUCCUGGCUGCUCCUUAAUGGCCUGUUGCUUGUACACAGGAAUAUGUUCUCAGAUGUCUGCACAGAUGACAAGAGCCGAAGCAUACUCCAGCGAGUGUGUGAGGAGUACCAGCAAGGUGUUCUAACUGGUGACCUGUGUGAAGACCUGUGUAUUGGUGGUAAUGUUGAAUACAAGCGCUGUCUCUACUAUGAGAAUGGCAAAAAGGUGAUGGUGGCUGACUGGCGUGGCAUACCAGUGGUGCUCAAAUCUAAACUGGAAAACUUCUCUUCUUAUGAGCCCUUUGGCUUCCUGGACUACCUAGACACACCAGGUAACACCGGGGUUCAAGAAGAGCUCACACCCUUGGACGUGGUCCUUUAUGCCACCCUUGAGAUAAAGAACUCUCUGGGGCUGGAGAUUAACGUCAACAUGUCACUGCCUCAGCUAUGGGGACAGCAUGUGAGGGAACAGGGAUGGGUUUACAGCCAGGCAGAGCUGGCAUCCCUCUGGGCACUGCUUCAGCAGGAGGAGUACACCUUCCUCAGGGUGCUUCAGGACCUUAGCCACCAUGUAGCCAAGGUGGUGGGCUCAUGUGGACAUUUUUAUGCUGUGGAGUAUCUUGUGGCCGGACAUGCCUGGGAUCAAAAUAUCUUCUCUGUAGACGAUUCCUCUGGCUUGGAUCAAACCUCUUGGAAUGGGUAUAGAAAACCAGGGGUAGACAGGGACAGGAUACAUCGCAUUGCACUUAGCUUCUUAGACAUGGUUGAACAUUUUGAGGAGGACUUUUCCCACCAUCUUCACCUUUGUGACAUCAAGCCUGAAAACUUUGCCAUCAGGAAAGAUCUUACAGUGGUGGCUAUAGAUGUGGACAUGGCUUUCUUUGAGCCAAAAAUGCAGGAUAUAUUAGAGCAGAACUGCACCAGUGACAGAGACUGUAACUUCUUUGACUGUGUCUCCAAGUGUGACACACACAAAAGAAAAUGUGACUCAAAACGCAAAAACAGCAACCUGCAGGUGAUCUGUGAGAAGAUCUUCAGACCUUGGUUUUCUCCCACGGUCCUCGGUUCCAAGGCAGGACUCCCACUGCAGGUGGAACUACAGAGUGCAGUGCAGGAGUGUGCUGAGACUGAAGGAGGCCUGGACAUAGAGUAUGGACGAGCCAUUAGGCAACGCCUCUCCAGACUGCUAACACACCUCCUGCAGGAAAGUGCUGCCAACAAGCAGGCACAGGAACACAUAAGAUCAGGAUACCCUCACACUGCAUUAAACUUCUAAGUUUUCAAAUGGGGUUCUGACAUCAUAGAGACAGCUUUAGUUUCUGCAGUUGGAACAAAUGGCAGUUAUCCAUGCCAAUCUACUCUACUUACAUGGAGUUGUUAAAUGAUAUCCUAAUAGGAUGCAAUGGAAUAGUUUAGUCCAUGGCAAUUCUCAUUCUUAACACAUUUUAGCAAAUAAUUAUUAAUACAGUUUUCACUGACAAUGCACUAUAAAAUACAAAAUAAACAUUUUUUUCAAACAUAAACAGGAAAGGUAUUACACUUGUUGUCCUUAAGGUUAGAGGGGUGAACUUAACACAGAGUCAAAGAACAGGUUAACUGUUCGAAAAUGAAUUACUCAAAUAUUAAUAUCCCUAUUCGGUUAUCCAAUGCAUGGAAUCAUGGGAAGCAAUCAGAAAAAAAAAGUCACGUGACUGUCGAAAAAAAAAAAGUCGGGUGUGGAAAUAUUUUGAAUGCAGACUUUGUAACAUAAAACUUAAGGAAAUUCUACAUGUUUAAUAUUAAAUAGUUUAAAACGCAAACAUUCGGUCUAGAAUAAAGCUCUUGCAAUGUUCUUUAACCCAGUAUGCUACGCAGAGUUUUGUCAAAGGUGGGGGUUUUCUAUAGUUGAUGAGUAUGUGAAGCCAGAUUAUAAAGUUCCCUCCUGUAAAACCAUAACCUCAAGACUGGAGAUUCUUUAUGAAGAAGCUGCUGUCUCAAAGGUAAUGUUGCAAUUAUUAUUUGUUUCAGAGAUGUGCACAGCCGAUUGCUAUUGUAAACACAAUAAACAGUGCAUCUGUUUUGCACUUUCUUUGUUCUGUUUUAUGUAACAUAUUUGUGCGUAGUGCAGAGAAAGAAAAGGGAGACUGACUUUAGUCUACAGUCUAAUGAAGGCUAAAACAGUCUGAUAUCAAUGCAGACUCAUCACUACUGGAAAGACAAAAAGCCAUAGAUAGCUUUAACUCCUUCCUUUAAAUAGUUCCUUCCAUUGCAUCCUCAAAGACAAAAGUUAGCUCAAUAAAGUAGGUAAUGCACUCACCCUCAGGAUAUGCCGUGUCUGGUUUCAAAAGAAUCACAAGUUGCCUUCUGAUAUCCACCAGUCCUGUGCUUUGCCCCAUCUUCCUGUAUUGCUUGUAUUUGCCUCAUGUUCACAUUUCUAUCCCUCUUGCACAAAAGAGAUUCUACUGUCCCCGUUACAAACUGUAAAAGAGUUAAACUCUCUUGUUCUCAAGCAAACAUAAUUGUGCAGCAACCCUGAGUAGCUACAGUACAUACACACCAUAGCCAGCCUGGUCAGUUUAUUACCGGACUGAAUACUUUGUGGAGUAGGAAGAAUAUAAUAAAUGACUCCUACAAUUAAUUUAAUGCAGUUCACAUCCAUGGCCCAUAGUUCUAUCCAGCUGAUCUUCCUCCUCUCAAUAACACUUUGCUUGAUACCACUGCUGAUUGUUUAGCUUCCUCUUCUUCUUUACAACCAAAUUUGGUUACUUUCUGUUUCUUCUCAUGUGCUGUAACUUCACCCCAAGCUCUCCCCCUCUGCACCUGCCCAACAAUAUUCCUAUGAGCAUGCCUGACUGCUUCCUAUUGAUUCCACUUCUUCCCUGUGGACUGGGACAGUGUUCUUGAUGACUGGAUUCAUUAAUAUAAUAAAAUGUGUUUGAUCAACUGAGCAAUAUAAUUGUCUGCUGACAUCACUGCUGCUACUGUCCUAUAAGUAAGGGAUAAUGGACGACACGGUGUUCGGUUCACACAGAAAUAAAUGCACAUUUGAGGUGGUAAAAUGGCCCCGACGCGCCAGCGGAGGGCCAUUACACCUCGUAAGUGAACCCAACACUGUGGAGUCCAUUAUCCUGCUUAUACCACUGUUGCCACUUGCGUUAUGUUCAUUAUUGUUAUAAUUUAAAUGUUUUCAUCACUAAAACUGUCUUGUUUGUAGAACUACAUCUUACUCAUUUCUCAACUUGCAUGACAAACUGCCUUUAUUAAUUUUAAAUGGAUGGUUGCUAUGGCCAAAGGCCAGUCGUUAGUUCCAUCUCUCCUGUUGUCAAGCGGGCAUAUCCCAGGAUUAUGAUGAAUCUCAGCUUUGAAACAUCGCUAAUAUAGGCUACUUAGCCUACUGCCAUGCAACUAGCCAAAAGCCACCUCCGUCAUAUGCUACAAUGUUGCUAUGUUCUAAAUGUCUGUAUUUUACAACUCUGAUGCAACGUGACAGUUCAUUUAAACUUCACAACGAGUUUGGCAAAUUGAUAUACAAUAUAUAGCCUAUAAGUGUGAUACAGCCAAAAAUACUGGAGCUACUUCACACUUCACAGGUGUGCAAAUUACCUACGGUUAUUUCACGUUUUAAAGAAUGCAUGACAAUGGGAAAUUCAACCAAGCAGUGGUAUCACAUUUUGAUAAUGGUCACUAUGUAUUGAGAAUGAAAACUCACAACCUGUAACCAAGACAUAACAUUCUGUAAACGAGAACACUGUCAUUUAUGUCAAGAUCUUAUAAAAGUGUUUUACAAGCAUAAUUCAAAUGCAACCCAAUGGUUUAAAAACUGUGUCAUUAAUAUCAAACAGGUUUGAUACAUGCAAUUCACGAAUGGGCAAUCUCAGAACCAUUCAAAGACCGCGGUGAGGUGACAACUACAGCUGGCACCUCCAAUACAACCAAACAAAGGAGACAGACAUAAAACAUGUAGACAAAAUACAAGUGACAUCAAUCCAUAGUUCCACAGGCUCAGUGGCUAUUAAAAAGCAAGUCUGAAAAGAUGGGUUUUUAGCAGCGAUUUAUAAACAGUCACAGAUUUUGCUGAUUUGAGGUCCUGUGGUAGACUGUUCCAGAGGCGUGGUGCAUGAAUACUGAAAGCACGGUCACCUUUCUGUGUGCAGGAACGGGGAGUGCCCAGGUGAGCGUGGAAUGCAAAUCUUAGUGGUCGUAAUGGAGUGUAAACUGCCCAUUUAAUGAUUUAAAAACAGUCAAUGCCACUUUAAACUGGAUUCUAAAUUUAACAGAAAGCCAAUGCAAGGCCACCAGUACUGGAGUGAUAUGUUCUUGUUUCAUUUUCCCAGUAAGAAGUCUAGCAGCUGCAUUUUGUACUAACUGUAAUCUUGAUGAUGUGUGAUGAGUGAUGAUUAAUUGAUUCUAGUAUAAGGGCAUUGCAAUAGUCCAGUCUGGAAGUAAUAAAAGCAUGUAUGACUUUCUCAAGAUCCGCUGCAGUUAAAAAUGAUUUUUGGCUCUCUUAAGGCUUUAUAGCCCAAAACUUCACCCGCCACUUGACAGGAAUUUCCCUACAGGCACCUACAUUGUUUAGUUUCAUAAAGGAAAGUUAAGUCAAGCCAACCUGCUCUCACAGAAAUCCGUGAAAUGUCCACGGGCCCGUAACUCAAAAUCCGUGUAAACAUCACGGAAUCACCCAAACUUCUGUGAUACGACCACGGAUAUAACUCCAACGCAAGUCAAUGACACUAAUCUUCCGUGGUCCACACACGGAUGCCCGUUUCAAUGACAGAGUAGGCUACAGAUUUCAUUCCGUGAUGUGACCACGGAUAUAACUCACUCAUUUUCUGUGAUCCACAGAUCCCGUUUCAACAACCGCAUGCAAUGUUCACUCAAUGGACGUUGUUUUCUCAUUUGGAAAACGUAACUGUUUAAUUAUUCGGGUCGAUUUUUUUUCACCAUAGGCCUACACCUAAGUGAUGUUAACCUGACAGUUACAGCAUUGUCCUGUCGUUAUAAUAAUUCAUUUUGAUGAUCCCAUAGCCUAGCCUUCUUUUGCUUAGCAGCUAACCGAAAUUCUGUGACGGGACCACAGAGCCAUCCGUGGUCGACACACGGAUUGUUUCACCCCGUCUCAUUUACUGGACGUUGAUAAAUGUUGUUUGUUCAUUUAGAAACUCUUCAAGUCGACUGUGUUUGCAAUAGCAAUGUAAUUAACCUGACAUUUUGUCUUGUCCUGUUGUCAUACAAUUGAAGUCUUACGCAGCUUUUCUGCUUGGCCCCCAAUAAUAAUCCUUGCAGAAACAAAAGUGCUUUCGCACUAUCCGGUGCUCGGGCCCUAAUAAAUAAUCCUACAGAAACAAUAGGGCUUUUGCACCAUCCGAUGCUUAAUAGCAAAACAUAUCUAUAGGCUUACCUACAACUGGAAUAAGAUUGGCAAAAGGCCCUGGAAAAACUUUGGAGAAACUUCAGGGAAUAUAUUAAAUUGAAACCUUUUUUUUUUUUUUAAAAACACUUUGAUGAUUCACAUAAAAAAUGGGAAUUAUGGGGAGGCUUCUUGACUGCUACACAUCAACACAGUUCAGGUUCAGAGUUCAAGUAAAUACUGUCAAUAAAGACUAAAGGGGAAGAAAAUUCCAUUUGCUGGAGCACGACACAACAUGCCUUGCACACAGGAAUGUGUGUCUGCCCUGAAGCAGUGAUCAUGUAGUCAGAGUAUUCCUGCACAAUCCACAGUUUAAAGAAAAUGUCCUCCACACCUGUAUACCUAUCUCUGUCAUAAUAUCCAAUAAUAGCAGUGGUUGUAGUAGGUAAAGUACAAUAAAUACA
Alosa alosa (allis shad) is the source of this 6342-nucleotide messenger RNA. RefSeq names its product divergent protein kinase domain 1C (gene dipk1c). The transcript has 4 exons. The record is from RefSeq and is a predicted model, not a curated record. NCBI's taxonomy places the organism in Eukaryota, Metazoa, Chordata, Actinopteri, Clupeiformes, Clupeidae. Bases 458 to 1828 code for a protein of 456 amino acids.